This is a messenger RNA of Lodderomyces margitis, 793 nucleotides long. Its product is annotated as WD40 repeat domain-containing protein. The annotation marks the transcript as partial. The record is from RefSeq and is a predicted model, not a curated record. The transcript has a single exon. Gene Ontology annotation, molecular function: protein binding. Lineage: Eukaryota; Fungi; Ascomycota; Pichiomycetes; Serinales; Debaryomycetaceae.
UGCUCACGGUGAAGACAUUGUCUUCCCAGAACAUCCGUUAUUGGUAACAGGGUCUCGUGACCACAAAAUACACGUUUGGAAGUUGCCAAUUCUUCAAGAGGACACUGUAGGUGAGACUACGUUUGAUAGUGGAGAAAGUGAAAAUCCCUACUUGAUAGCGGUUCUUGCGGGCCAUACACAAUCGGUGCGUUCUUUAUCGGGGUAUGGAAACAUUAUAGUAUCCGGUUCAUAUGAUUCAACCGUUCGAGUGUGGGACUUGCUUGACAAUGCGAGAUGUAAGCAUAUAUUGCAAGGACAUCAAGAUAGAGUGUACUCAACAGCAAUAGACUACAGCAAGAAAGUGUGUUUUUCGGGAUCCAUGGAUUCAACCAUAAAUAUAUGGAAUUUUGAGACAGGCGAGUUGUUGAAAGUUCUAGAGGGCCAUUCGUCGUUAGUUGGUCUAUUGACUUUGGUAGACGAAGUGUUGGUAUCUGCUGCUGCCGAUGCAUCGCUCAGAAUUUGGGAUCCGGUGACUGGCGAAUUGAAAAGUAAAUUGAGAGAACAUGCUGCCGCUAUAACUUGUUUCGAGCACGAUGGAUUGAAAGUUGUCAGUGGAAGCGAGAAACAACUCAAAGUAUGGGAUGUGCGACGGGGAGAAUUCGCCAGGGACUUAUUAUACGAUGUCACUGGAAGUGUUUGGAACGUAAGUAUCGAUUAUAAGAGGUGUGUUGCCGCUGUGCAAAGAGUAAACAGAGCUGGUGAGGGUGAAUUGUUUCUUGAGAUAUUAGAUUUCAGCGAAAGCCAGCAGAAUUAA